This is a messenger RNA of Strongylus vulgaris, 357 nucleotides long. NCBI's taxonomy places the organism in Eukaryota, Metazoa, Nematoda, Chromadorea, Rhabditida, Strongylidae. The record is from the annotation of a GenBank genome assembly.
AUGCCUAUGUUUCACAAAACUGGGCUCGUCCCGAUUCGACUAAGUCGUGACGGCGGUCAAAGCUUCCCAUUCUUUGGGAAGUUCUAUGUUGUUGUUCCUGAUCGUGCUCCUGCACAGGUUUCAUUGAAAGAUGACGUCGAUGAGAUUAAUAAUAGAUGGUCCCACUUUGUACAAAUUGAUUAUCUGGCCAAAGGUAUACCGAAUACUGGUUCAUAUACGUUCAAACCGCCUUCAUUCCAGAGGCAAACGCUUCUAAAGAAUGCUUGGCAAAAGUUCACGUUUGGUUUUGUGCGAGUAUCGCUAUCGGAUUCAGAGGACGGUGUGCUAUGGAGCAAACCGACACCCUUUCCCUGGUGA